Pimephales promelas (fathead minnow) is the source of this 4368-nucleotide messenger RNA. The record is from RefSeq and is a predicted model, not a curated record. Lineage: Eukaryota; Metazoa; Chordata; Actinopteri; Cypriniformes; Leuciscidae.
CUCCGCCUGGACACACACAGACACACACACACACACACAUGUGCUGUACGCAGGGCUAGUCUGCAGCUGAGUUUGUGAACGCAAAACCCUUCAUCUCUUCAGAAGACCUGGACAUCAUUGAGCAUGAAGUGUGUGUUGUACUGUGUGUUCCUCCUGUGGAUUACUCUCCACACCCGCGUGUGCGCGUCUCCUCAAGGCAUUCCCCUGGCAGUUGUGAAACUUUGGGCUUCAGCCUUUGGCGGAGAGAUUAAGUCCAUCGCUGCCAAGUAUUCCGGCUCUCAGUUGCUGCAGAAGAAGUACAAGGAGUUUGAGCCGUCGGUGAGGGUGGAGGAGAUCGAUGGAAUCAAACUGGUGAAGAGACUUGCUAAGGAAAUGGAGCAGAUGUUUCACAAGAAGGCUGAGGCCAUAAAGCGGUUGGUGGAAGCAGCAGAGGAAGCCCACCUGAAUCACGAGGAGGAUCCUGACCUACAGUACGAGUACUUCAACGCGGUGUUGAUCAACGAGGUGGACGAGGAGGGCAAGAGCGUGGAGCUGGGCGGAGAGUUCAUCCUGCAGCCGAACGAACACUUCAACAACCUGUCGGUGAACCUCAGCCUCAGUGUGGUGCAGGUGCCCACCAACAUGUACAACAGAGACUCCGCCAUCAUGAACGGGGUGUACUGGUCUGAGGCGCUCAACACGGUGUUUGUGGACAACUUUAACAGAGACCCUUCGCUCAUCUGGCAGUACUUCGGCAGCGCCAAAGGCUUCUUCAGACAGUAUCCGGGUAUAAAGUGGACACCCGAUGAACACGGCGUUCUGGAAUUUGACUGUCGGAAUCGGAAAUGGUACAUCCAGGCGGCGACGUCUCCGAAAGAUGUGGUGAUCCUGGUGGACGUGAGCGGCAGCAUGAAGGGGCUUCGGCUGACCAUCGCCCGGCAGACCGUCUCCUCCAUCCUGGACACACUCGGGGAUGACGACUUCUUCAACAUCAUCGCUUACAACGAGGAGCUGCACUAUGUGGAGCCGUGUCUGAACGGGACAUUGGUUCAGGCUGACAUUACCAACAAAAAUCAUUUCCGGCAGCGUCUCGAUAAACUCUUCGCUAAACGCAUCGGCAUGCUGGACUUGGCUCUGACUGAGGCCUUCGAACUCCUCAGUAACUUUAAUCAGACGGGCCGAGGCAGUGUGUGCAGUCAGGCCAUCAUGCUAGUGACGGACGGAGCCGUGGAAACGUAUGACGCUGUGUUUGCCGCGUACAACUGGCCCGACAGGAAGGUGCGUGUGUUCCCAUACCUGAUUGGUCGAGAGUCUGCCUUCGCUGAUAAUCUGAAAUGGAUGGCUUGUGCUAAUAAAGGUUAUUUCACACAGAUCUCCACACUGGCAGAUGUUCAGGAGAAUGUGAUGGAGUAUCUGCAUGUGCUCAGUCGACCCAAGGUCAUCGAUCGAGAGCAUGACAUGGUGUGGACAGAAGCCUACGCCGACAACACUCGUCCACAGGCUCAAAAGUUGGAAGAUGCUCAGGGUCCAGUGCUCAUGACUACUGUGGCCAUGCCUGUGUUCAGCACCAAGAACGAGACCAGAAAUAAAGGAAUUCUUCUUGGCGUGGUUGGCACAGAUGUCCCAGUGUCUGAAAUACUGAAGGCUAUCCCCAAAUACAAGCUGGGAAUCCAUGGUUACGCCUUUGCCAUCACCAACAACGGAUACAUUCUCACCCAUCCAGACCUGCAGCCUCUGUAUGAAGAAGGGAAGAAGCGGAGGAGGUCCAGCUACAGCAGUGUGGAUCUGUCUGAGGUGGAGUGGGAAGACACGGAGGACGAGUUGCGUAAUGCCAUGGUGAACAGACAGACGGGGAGCUUCUCUAUGAAAGUGAAGAAGACUGUGGAUAAAGGGAAGCGUGUGCUUGUUCUACACAACGACUACUACUACACAGACAUCAAAGGAACUCCCUUCAGCUUAGGAGUGGCCCUGUCCAGAGGUCAUGGCAAAUAUUCCUUCAAAGGGAAUAUCUCUGUUGAAGAAGGACUACAUGAUUUGGAGCAUCCCGAUGUUGGAUUAGCAGAUGAAUGGACAUACUGUAACACAGAGGAACAUCCAGAACAUCCUUUCCUAUCUCAGAUCGAUGCCAUAAAGCUUUAUUUUAAUGGAGAACCACAUCUGAAGUGUGAUCUGGAUCUGGUCCAGGAGGUUCUGUUUGAUGCCGUGGUCACGGCCCCGCUGGAGGCGUACUGGACCAGCCUCGCUCUCAAUAAAUCAGAGAACUCCGAUAAAGGGGUGGAGAUAGCUUUCCUCGGCACUCGAACGGGACUAUCACGAAUAAACCUUUUCGUGAUGCCAGACCAACUGACCAAUCAAGACUUCCUGACAGCAGAGGAUAAGGAGUUGGUGUUCAGUGCUGAUCAUUUCCCUCUGUGGUACAAGCGGGCGGCUGAACAGGUGCCCGGCACCUUCGUCUACUCCCUGUCAAUCAACCAAGCGUCUGAGAACAAGAGUGUCGUGUACGCCAGCGGCACCAUUCCUCUGCUGGACGAGAGAGAGUCGCCCAUCGCUGCAGCUGUGGGCAUUCAGAUGAAGCUAGAGUUCUUCCAGAGGAAGUUCUGGACGGCCAGCAGACAGUGUGCAGCGCUGGACGGGAAGUGUUCAAUCAGCUGUGACAGCGAUGACAUCAGCUGUUACCUUAUAGACAACAACGGGUUCAUCAUCGUGGCUGAGGAUCUGUCUCUGACUGGGGUGUUCUUCGGGAAGGCUGAGGGAGCUGUGAUGGGCAAACUGGUUUCAAUGGGUUCCUUUAAGAGGGUGAAUCUGUAUGACUAUCAGGCCAUCUGUAGGGUGUACGCACACACCAGCGACACGGCACACACACUCUUACACCCGUACUUCGCUCUGUUCGCUGCGCUGCGAUGGAUUCUGACCGAGCUCGUCAUAUUCCUGCUGGAGUUCAACCUGUACAGCUGGACCUCCGACCUCACCGUCACAGCUCAGAGAGGAGGCAGGACGCUGCUGGUCCCCUGUGACACUGAAUAUCCAGCGUUCGUGUCUGAGCGCACCAUUAAGGAAACCGUGGGGAAUAUUGACUGUGAAAGCUGUGUUAAGUCGUUCGUUAUCCAGCAGAUUCCCAGUAGUAACCUGUUCAUGGUGGUCAUCGACAACACCUGCGACUGCAGCGAGCUCGGCCCCGUCACCACGGACCCCCGAGAGAUCAUGUAUAACGAGUCUCUGAAAUGUGAGCGGUUGAAGUUUCAGAAGGACAGAAGACGCCCGGACACGUGCCACCCGUUCCAUCACGAGGAGAACUCGAUGGAGUGUGGCGGGUCCGAGAGCUUGACUCCAUCACUAACAGCUUCACUUCUGCUACUCCCGAUAGUCCUCCUCUUUCCCAGGUGAUGACAACAGGCUCCGCCCCCUUUUCCUCAUUCCCAGGUGAUGACAACAGGCUCCGCCCCCUUUCCCCUCUUUCCCAGGUGAUGACAACAGGCCCCGCCCCCUUUCCCAGGUGAUGGUGUCAGGCCCCGCCCCUUUCCCAGAUGACGAUGAUGACAACAGGCUCCGCCCCCUUUCCCGGGUGAUGACAACAAACUCCGCCCCCUUUCCCAGGCGAUGGCAACAGGCCCCGUCCCCUUUCCCAGAUGAUGAUGACAACAGGCUCCGCCCCCUCCUUGCCAGCAUGCAAAAAGUGAUCAUAUAAAUAUUGAUUUACACAGGAAAACUUAACUAUCAGAAUCACAUAAAGAGCUACAAAUAAAUGGUAUUUUAAGGGAACACUUUAUAUUUAAGGUCUCAUUCAUUAAACAUUUGUUAAUGCAUUGACUAACAUGAACUAACAAUGAGCAAUAUAUUUUUACGGCAUUUAUCAACCUUUGUUAAUGUAAGUUAAUAUAAAAAAGUUUGUUUGUGUUAGUUCACAGUGCAUUAAUUAGUGUUGACAUACAACUUUUUUAUUUUAAUACUGUAUUUGUAAAUGUUGAUAUACUAGGAUUAAUAAAUGCUGUAGAAGUACUGUUCAUGUUAAGUAAUGUAAUUAACUCAUGUUAUCAAAUGAAAGCUUACUGUAAAGUCGUACCAUAUUUUGUGUUCACAUAGUUAAUAGGAAACAUCUUACAAGCAAGGCUACAGGAGACUGGUAACUGUGCUAAUUAACAGAGUUUAACUAGGACUCGUAAAUGUCUACAAACAAUAGAAUUGUGUCAUACAUUUUAGAGUUUUUGUUCUGUAACUAUUAUAGUUCUACUAUGUAUGAUUUUCAGCCAUACAACUGUGACCAAUGCAAUAGAAUAGUGUAUAACAAGCGUGGAUGUUCUUUGUGGACAUUGCCUUACAAUAAGAGAUACAACUGCAGUUUGUGUACUUUUGAAAUAAAUCUUUUUUUUUUUUUUAAAAAAUACAAGGAGA